Molecule: messenger RNA, 1814 nt
Organism: Aegilops tauschii subsp. strangulata
Lineage: Eukaryota; Viridiplantae; Streptophyta; Magnoliopsida; Poales; Poaceae
Source: RefSeq, a predicted model, not a curated record
AUGACACCUCACAAGGAGGUGGAGGGGUCGGGGGAGGAGACCCUAGAGGAGGAGGGGGUGGGGGGAGAGCGCCUAGAGGAGGAGGAGGUGGGGGGAGAGGUUGACCCCGAGUUGUGGGGUGACUUGCCACUGGGUGCUCCGCAGGGGUGGCUGCGUGGUAAUGCCAGACUACCUACACCACCUUCUAUCGAGGCGCACAAGUGGCUCAUUGAACCUGCGGGGACACAUAACUGGAUCCUUCGCGGAAAGGGCCAUAAACCAAAUGGCCUUAUCACUGUCCUAUUGAAGGAGUUUUGGCCUGGCCUAUUCUGCCCGUGGCCAGACAAGGACCCGCAGCUGCGGGUUUUGGCCACGAGCUGGGCCCACUACGAGGCUUGCAGCAACGCGGAGUACGGGACGGCCGCUAAGGCCGUGAUCACCAAAUUUUGGGAACUCUAUAGAGUUCUUGACGAGCACAAGGCCAGAGCCGAUGUGGUCUUGCUUGCGGCUGUGAAGAAGAAACCUCGUCAGUUGCAGUACGAGGUGCGCUGGGUUGCCGUCUUGCAGUACUACCACUACUACCUGCACCAAAAGAUGACCAAAACUCAAGCACAGAAGCAACGACUUACCUUGAACAAGGAGCAGUUCAUGAUGGUUGUUCCUCGUUGGUGCUAUGGAAGGCAUGAUGGAUGGGCGAGUUUGGUGGAUAGGUGGCUCAACGACGAUGCAGAGUUUGCUGCCCAGAGCAUCAAGGCCCGGGCUAACCGUGGAAAAGACGGGACACACGGCCAAGGAAACAGGAACCACUGGGGCUUCAAGGCCAUGAAGAUAUAUCUAUAUGCAUGAUGCAUUUUUGUUCUUCUUUACCGUCAUGUUCUUAUGUAUGGCUAACUUCCAUUUGACGUUGCAGGAGGACAAGUUGAAGAGGCCGCUCUCAGACAUUGAGUCGUGGAAGCUGCCCGCGAGUGGAGUGAUCCCAAGGACGGCGAGAGCCAGUACUACGGCAAGACCGAGGAGCACCUGGAGUCUUACACUCAGAACUAUCAGAAGUUGCAUCCGGAUGUUCCUGUUCCUGAGGUCGCCCAGUCUCAGAUCGACGACACGGCGGUGGUGGCCAUCCAGGGGAAGUCACAUGGCCGUUAUCCGUGUUUCGAUGGCUUGAUCACUCCUUCGAUCUCGUACACACGGCUUCGGGCUACCAACCCGAGCCAGCUAGAGAGUAUGGGGCGUUCACAGACUCCCUUAGCGCGCCAGCAUGUUGAAUAUAAGGCCUUUGUCGAGCAUAGGAAUCUCGAGGUGCGAGAGUACUUGCAACGAGUGAAGGCAAACGAUGAUUACAACCGUCAGAUGAUGGCGGCUAUGUUGGCGUCUUGGAGUAACCGCACGGAUCCACCACAAAUGGGACCCCCACCACCACCUGCGGGAGAACCCCCACACGUGCCCACGUUCGAUGAAUGGGUGGCACUAGGCAGUGAUAGUCCGGGGACCGGUGGCUUGACUCCUGCUCCCUCGACCCCAGUCACUCCGAUCUGGCGGAGUGAUGGUGGUCGCGGUGGCGGUUUUGGCGGAGGUGGUCUUGGCGGUGGUGGUUUUGGCAGAGGUGGUCUUGGUGGUGGUGGUUUUGGCGGGGGUGGUUUUUGCAGAGGUGGUCUUGCUUUAUGUCGAUGAUGAUACCCGUGCAUGUGGCCGUCGUGCCAUACCUUUCAUGUUCCUACUUUUAUGAUGUUCCAUGUCUUGCACUACUUUUAUGUUCAUGAACUUUCACCGGUGAUGAUCUUUAGAUGAUGAACUUGACUAUGUUUAAAUGAUGAUGAUGAACUUCAGUAUGUUUAGAU